This is a messenger RNA of Sphaeroforma arctica JP610, 552 nucleotides long. RefSeq lists its product as hypothetical. NCBI's taxonomy places the organism in Eukaryota, Ichthyosporea, Ichthyophonida. The annotation marks the transcript as partial. The transcript has a single exon. The record is from RefSeq and is a predicted model, not a curated record.
UGCGAGUCAGUGCGGGUGUAUGAACAGGAAAUCCAGCCAUUCGCUCCUAUGUCGACACGGUCAGCGAAAGCUUGUGUCGUACAUUCCAGACACACUAGAAUACCUGCUUGAAUAUGACGCGAGUAUCGAUACAUGAAUCAUUGCAAAAAAUUCGAGACGUUCGUCUAACAAGACAGUUAGGGAGUAUGAGGUUGAAAUUAACAACCGUGGUGCUGCUGCUGUUGUUGAGUUGUGUUACAUUUAUAAGCGCAGACAGUCAUGCCAGUACAAACAGCAAGAUGGCUCGGCAGAGAGCCCGUGAGCGUGAUCUCAUGCUGCACAUCACCACAGACAAGGAAGUGCCACACCUAUUACUGGCUAGUACUAUAGACGGGUCACUGCAUGCAUUAAACCUAGAGACAGGGGUGGAGAUGUGGAGUUUUGAACCAAAUGAACCUUUAGUAGCAACCACUGUGAAGGUUUCAGGGCCAGUGUUUGUACCAGAUGUUGCCGACGGUACACUGUAUUAUUACAAUAACGUGACCCUGCAGAAAAUGCCAGCGACUAUACAGG